UCACUUGUUAGUUGUUCAACGGAGAGUUCGAGACUAGUUGAGAGCCGGUGGCUGACAAGUGAGCACGUUAUCCACGACUCAUAUAAUAUGGCUAUCCAAGUUAAAUACUGAAGUUGUUCAUCAUAGUGCGUCAUGGCUCGCAGCACGGUACUUGCUUUCUAUCUGAUCGCAACUGGCUUGACUUAUGGGUUUAAUGGAGACAGUUUUGAGCUGGAGUGUCCGGACGAGUGCGACUGCCACUACUUCAGGAUCAACUGGGUCACCGACUGCUCCGAGAGCAACCUGACAGAAGUGCCGUACGAUGAGCUCAGCCUCAGCGUAUACAUCUUGGACCUGAACGGAAACAACAUCACCGACCUGAAACCGUUCCCCGGUGACAUCAAAAUGAGAAGACUGCAGAUAGCGGACAACCGCUUGACGAAGGUGAAUAAAGAGGCUUUUAAGGGAUUGGAGUAUCUGAUAGAUGUCGAUUUAUCAGGGAACAACAUCAGCUACGUGGAUCCGGAAGCCUUUUUGGACUCGCGAGGACUUCUAAACGUUGAACUUCAAGGCAACCCCUUAACCGUAGUGGAGGGACCGUUCCUAGCGUCCGCUACGCUGCAGUACCUAGACAUCAGCUCGUGCAACUUGUCAUCAAUCAACCCGCAGUUUUUCGACAACAUUACGACACUGACUACUGUCGACCUUUCAAACAAUCCCCUCAAAACUUUGGAAGCAGGAGUUUUCGAUGUACUCACAAGUUUGGAGACAUUGAAACUUAACGACUGCAAACUCACUGCGAUAUCAGAAAAUGCUUUCUCAUCUGCAAUUAAUAUUAAAUAUCUGGAGUUGUCUGGCAACCAUUUUACUAAUACGGAUUGGCCGGAGGUCCUUGGCAAGCUGCUCAGACUCGAGUAUCUCAACUUGCGGAAGUCCAGGCUGACUUCACUGUCUGAAGACACGUUCUCUAAUUGCACCAAUUUGGUCACGCUCAUUUUAGCUGACAACGAAUUACGUGACUUAGAUGUCGCCGCCACCUUGGGUAAUAGCGUCACUCACCUGGAGGAAUUGGAUCUAUCUAACUGUAAUAUACAGGGACCCAUUUCUGGCGAAACAUUUACAAAUGCGUCUCGACUGAAACGUUUGUAUUUGUCUGGGAAUCCUUUGGUUGCAGCAGACUUGCAGGCGGCACUGGAACCAUUACCUACACUUGAACGACUAUUUUUGAGCAAUUGUGGCCUUCGAGACCUCCCAGACAACUUUAAUGUUUUCGACAAUUUGUUAGAGUUGGACAUAUCUUACAAUCCUUUAGAAAAUGUAUUUACUAAGCUUUUGGCACCCUUAGAGAAAUUAGAAUAUUUGAACAUGGGUUACAGUAACCUGUCUUACGUCGGUCCGGACACGUUCUCGAAGAUGACGGCAAUGAAGAGGCUGGUGCUCUCCGGUAACGAUCUCUUAUCUUUAGAAGCAGGAUUGUUUGGAAACUUAACGCAACUCACCACAAUAGAACUAGAAUUCUGUGGUUUAAAGAGACCUUUGAACGGACUGGCAUUCUUUAAAAACUUAACAUAUAUGGAUUUGCGUGAGAUUCGACUAGGUGGGAAUCCAUUAGUAAUACCGCCGUCUGGACCUAUAUUCCCUAAACAAUUAUCACAAGUAUCCAUUCUGGACUUGAGCAAUUGUAAUAUUACAUCUCUUAACGUAGAUGCUUUUAAGAACACAGAGAAUAUCACUGACCUUAACUUAGGCGGGAAUCGGUUAAGAUCGGCUGACGCAAGCUUGUCGUUCUUAGAGAGGUUGCGUCAUUUGGAGAAGAUUAACCUAAGCAAUAACAACCUUACUACAAUAGAUCCAGAUGUUUUUGCCAACAACCCCAAACUUCACUCACUGAAUUUGCUCGGCAAUCCCUUCAUAUGUGACUGUAAGAUUGCUGAGAUGUGGGACUGGGCUAACAUGAUAAAGGGAGAUCUAGACGUUUUGAUAGGAGCUAAGAGCGCAGAGAAAGACAUCGUAGUCAAAGGCAACAAGAAGAAGAAGCAUCUGUAUUGUCACUACAAUGAAACUCAGCUUAGAAACAUGACUACUAUGGUCAAUAAGACAGUACCUGGUAGAAGGCCUUUCGCUAAGCCCAGAGAAUUGACAUUCGCCAACAGAACUUGGGCCAAGUACGUGAGAGAAUCUGGCUGCGAGCCAGUCGUCAAAAUACUGCGACCGAUAGCGUUAGUCGGAGAAUCUUUCGAAUACAGUCAGAGUAACAAUAUAACAGCUGGUGUCACUGUAGUAGCCAUCAUGGCAUUAGGCUUAGGGGUCGCUACACUUCUCAUGACUAUAAAACUCUUCAGGCGAAAGACCGUUGACGAAGCGGACACAGAGACAAACAGAAAAGUGAGAUAGCAGUCGAGAAGGUGACUGCGCGCCAGUGCCACUGUCCAUUUAGUUGUUAAAUAUAAUCGUAACUUAUUUUUGUACCCUCAUGUCUCAUCUUUGUAAUAGUCUCUCUAGAGGUAACAAAAUUUUUGCAAUGUUUCGAAUUUAUUGACACUUAUUUAUGUUAUGUUACUAGUCACAUAGCUUCGAAUGAGGUCAUGAUUCUCAUGCGGUUUGUGAAGUUAUAGCUUAUGUUAAGUACCUUUCAGUAUUUAAUAAAUAAAAUACAUUUAUUAUUUUUGAAACA
Molecule: messenger RNA, 2653 nt
Organism: Trichoplusia ni (cabbage looper)
Lineage: Eukaryota; Metazoa; Arthropoda; Insecta; Lepidoptera; Noctuidae
Product: carboxypeptidase N subunit 2-like
Exons: 3
Coding region: 133-2373 (746 amino acids)
Cellular component (GO): extracellular matrix
Molecular function (GO): protein binding
Source: RefSeq, a predicted model, not a curated record